UGAGGGUGGCACUCCAUCUGUGUCAGUGAGUCAAGACAGAAAGAGAGACAAAGAGGUUUGUAUACAUCUAACAUUUUUACAUACAAACCCGAACCCCAAAAUUCCUCCUAAAUAUCUCAACCCUCCCAAUUUCCGAUAAAACAAACAAACCCACAAACACUCUUUUUUUGAAUGCUCUCUGCUGCUUUUCUCCAUUGUUAGUCUUGCCUUUGCUUUGCUUUCAAUGGGGAAGAAGACCUCGGCGGUGUCUCUUUUCAUCGCCUUCCUCUCUCUCUGUCUCGUUUCCGAUACCGUCAGAUCCGAUUCCUCCAAUCACCACUACAAAGAAGGCGAGUUGGUCCCUUUGUAUGCCAACAAGGUCGGACCUUUUCAUAACCCCAGUGAAACCUACCGCUAUUUUGAUCUUCCAUUCUGCUCUCCAGACCAUGUGAAAGAGAAAAAGGAAGCUCUUGGUGAGGUAUUAAAUGGGGAUCGUUUGGUAAGUGCGCCCUACAAGCUUGAAUUUCGAAAAGAUAAGGAAGCUGAGCUUGUUUGCAAAAAUAAGCUCACAAAGGAAGAAGUGGCUAAGUUUCGAUUGGCUGUCAACAAGGAUUACUACUUUCAGAUGUAUUAUGAUGACUUACCCAUUUGGGGUUUCAUAGGGAAGGUUGAUAAGGAAAACAAAGAUCCAAGUGACUACAAAUAUUACCUUUAUAAGCAUAUUCAUUUUGACAUACUUUACAACAAGGACCGGGUGAUUGAAAUCAAUGUUAGGACAGACCCAAAUGCCCUUGUGGAUCUUACAGAGGAUAAAGAAGUUGAUGUGGAAUUUAUAUAUACUGUGAAAUGGAGAGAAACAAACAUUCCAUUUGAGAAGAGGAUGGAUAAGUAUUCACAAUCAUCUUCACUACCUCAUCAUUUGGAGAUCCAUUGGUUCUCAAUCAUAAAUUCAUGCGUGACAGUUCUCUUACUCACUGGGUUUCUUGCGACGAUUCUCAUGCGAGUCCUUAAGAAUGAUUUUGUCAAAUAUGCCCAUGAUGAGGAAACAGCUGAAGAUCAGGAAGAGACUGGAUGGAAAUAUAUUCAUGGAGAUGUAUUCAGGUAUCCCAAAUACAAGUCCCUAUUUGCAGCAUGCCUUGGAUCUGGUACCCAACUUUUUACACUUACGAUAUUUAUUUUUCUACUUGCACUCGUUGGUGUAUUCUAUCCAUACAACCGGGGGGCUCUAUUUACUGCUUUGGUUGUCAUAUAUGCUCUCACCUCAGGGAUCGCAGGCUACACUGCUACCUCAUUUUAUUGUCAGCUAGAGGGAACUAACUGGGUUCGGAAUCUGUUGUUAACAGGGUGUCUCUUCUGUGGACCACUGUUUCUAACAUUCUGCUUUUUGAAUACUGUUGCAAUUGUUUAUACAGCCACUGCUGCGCUUCCAUUUGGCACAAUUGUAGUGAUAGUUCUAAUAUGGACGCUUGUGACGUCACCUUUGCUGGUUUUGGGAGGGAUUGCUGGCAAGAACAGCAAAGCUGAGUUCCAAGCUCCUUGCCGCACUACCAAAUAUCCCAGAGAGAUUCCACCUUUGCCAUGGUACAGGGGAGCAAUCCCUCAGAUGGCAAUGGCUGGAUUUCUUCCUUUCAGUGCAAUAUACAUUGAACUUUACUAUAUUUUUGCUAGUGUCUGGGGUCACAGGAUUUACACCAUUUACAGUAUCUUGUUUAUUGUCUUCAUCAUUCUCCUGAUAGUUACUGCUUUCAUUACUGUGGCAUUGACAUACUUCCAACUUGCUGCUGAGGAUCAUGAGUGGUGGUGGAGAUCUUUCCUCUGUGGUGGGUCGACUGGCUUAUUUAUCUAUGCUUAUUGUUUGUAUUACUACUAUGCACGUUCAGACAUGUCAGGCUUUAUGCAAACUUCGUUUUUCUUCGGCUACAUGGCAUGCAUCUGCUAUGGCUUCUUCCUCAUGCUUGGAACUGUAGGCUUCCGAGCAGCAUUGCUUUUUGUCCGUCACAUAUAUCGGUCUAUUAAGUGUGAGUAAAUUAGUUGGUUCUCAACAGGCAUCAGUUAUUUUUUAUUUUCUCUCUUUCUUUUUUUUUUUUCCUCUUCUUCUUCAGUAGGCACAAUGUAGAGAAAAGAUUCAUGAAAGUAAUUUUGUAGUGCCUGGUGAGUUAAUGCUGAAGCAAGUGCCAUGCUAUGAGAUAUCUUGCUUCUUGUGCAUUA
Messenger RNA from Ziziphus jujuba (common jujube), 2187 nucleotides. RefSeq names its product transmembrane 9 superfamily member 2. The coding region runs from base 224 to 2005 and encodes 593 amino acids. Gene Ontology annotation, biological process: protein localization to membrane. The record is from RefSeq and is a predicted model, not a curated record. NCBI's taxonomy places the organism in Eukaryota, Viridiplantae, Streptophyta, Magnoliopsida, Rosales, Rhamnaceae. The transcript is spliced from 7 exons. Gene Ontology annotation, cellular component: membrane.